AUGCAGCAAAAAUGCAUUAACGAUUUGUUAAAUUCUGAAAAUUCAAUUGUAUUAAGUGCACCCACAGGAUCGGGAAAAACUGUAGCAUUUGAGUUGGCUAUUAUACGUUUACUACAUCAACAGAGUCAACAGAUAAAAUUUGGAGAAUCUAUUUCAGCAAAAGCUGUUUAUGUUGCGCCAAUCAAAGCUUUGUGUGCUGAAAAAUUUAUAGAUUGGAAGAAACGUUUUGAAGUAAUCAAUGUGGUAUGCACGCAAAUUACUGGUGAUUCGAAUAUAUUCAACGUAUCAGUUAUCCGAGAUUCUCAGGUUAUUGUGACUACACCUGAAAAGUGGGAUUCAAUAACACGACACUGGCGUGAAUACAUUGACAUUGUUAGUGCCGUACGAGUACUAAUGGUUGAUGAAGUGCAUUUACUCAGUGAAGAUGUACGUGGACCGGUAUUAGAAGCUAUAAUUUCUCGUAUGAAAACCAUUGCUGACAUCGCUAAAACUAAUGUGCGUAUCAUUGUUGCAUCAGCGACAAUACCAAAUGUGGAGGAUUUAGCUUGUUGGAUUGGUGGAUAUAAAAACGAAAAUGUAACCAAAUUAGUGUACGUAUUUUAA
This is a messenger RNA of Teleopsis dalmanni, 603 nucleotides long. Its product is annotated as probable ATP-dependent DNA helicase HFM1. The record is from RefSeq and is a predicted model, not a curated record. The transcript has a single exon. Lineage: Eukaryota; Metazoa; Arthropoda; Insecta; Diptera; Diopsidae. Gene Ontology annotation, molecular function: ATP binding; nucleic acid binding. Bases 1 to 603 code for a protein of 200 amino acids.